AUGCAUCUUCUUCGGAUAAGCCAGCUGGCUGGACCGGCACAGUUCCGCGGCCUUCACAGUUCUUAUGGUCUUUGGGUAUUCUAAAAAUAUACUUAUUUUUAACGUAAACGUGUUCAGAGCAAGGUAGCGCUCAGCAAGUUCGACAAGAACUCUCAUCUACCUUAUGAGAGACUUUCUAAAAAUGUGAAGAUCGUCAGAGAAAGGUACACGUUUCAGAACAAGUUUUGACUAACUGUGGAGCGUUUAGUUCCAAAAAAUCUAGUUCGAAAAAAAGUCGAAAUGCAAAGCUCAAAGUUUUUUAUUUCAUAAUAUCUAUUUUCAACGCACUUUUUCUUAUCGAGAAUUCUAUGAUUUUGUGAUAGUAGAUACGAUGUUCUCUUCUCCGUGAAUUAUUUUGUAACAAACUUUGGGCCGUUAUCGCACAAACAUCAAUCGCCCGUUGUUGUUGAGAGAGCGCCGGUAUUGAUAUGGUGUUUCUAAAGCGAAUCAGCAAAAACAAAACCUAGAGUGUUUUGAGUUUGUAUUGAUUACCCAUCAAACGAGCACGCAAUGUGUAUCAAAGUCGUAGUCUCGGGCGGCAGUUGCGCCGAAAAUGAACUUUGCCCUCCACUUUGUCAAUAUCAAAAACAUUCAAUAUUUGUGAGAAUUGUCAGCGCAAAAGGAAAUUCCGAAAUUAAUUUGAAAGGUUGACGGCAAAGUUUCAUGGUUUCAUUAGUUGAAAAAUAUUAAUUAUCAAAAUUAUCAAAAAAAUUUAUAAACGAGUAAUUUAUUUUCUUUUUUCUUUCAAAAAAGUUUUUAGUUCAGCAAAGAAUACUGGUGAAAAAAAUAAUUGCGAUAUAUGGAAAGAAUUUCUAGAUCAUUAUUUUGACUUUUCGCCAGAUUUCAUUGUUGUUUUUUUAAGCGAAAGUCGAAAAACUUCGUUCACGAAAAAAAAAAACCUUUUACAUUGGUUUGUAAAAGACCUAUCAUUUGAGUAUGAAAAAAAUAAGUUCAGAUCUAAACUUGAGAAAUGGUUUGAGAACAACAUUACAGAACUAAACACUCUUGAUCCAACAAAAAUAUGAAAGCUACAUAAUCGACAUCUAAAAGAAUAACUUCAUGGUUAUUCCAAUUUACUCAAGUGGGGGGUUAACACGACCGCGAGUCCUCUUCCCUCCAUCACUACAAGUUCCGACACAUAUGUUCCCAAACUCUCCCUACAUCUAUUUCGUGAAAUUUAGUACUUGUGUGUGAGAAAUAAAACAUUUUGAUUGAUAUUGUUUGGUAAAAGAUCUAUGAUGGUUUUUAAUCAUACUUUCUUCAUUGCAUAGGCUGAAGCGGCCGCUGACGCUCUCCGAGAAGAUUCUCUAUGGUCACUUGGAUCAACCCGAAGCACAGGCGAUCGAACGCGGGGUUUCCUAUCUCCGUCUGCGGCCGGACCGCGUCGCCAUGCAGGACGCUACGGCUCAAAUGGCUAUGAUGCAGUUUAUCAGCUCUGGUCUUCCCAAAGUACUUUUAAAAAAAUUACCUGUAUUAUUAUAAAAAAUCUAGAAGAUUGCAUUAAUACCGCAUUUAAAGUGAUUUUUAAUUCAGAUUUUUUUUUUCUGUCACUUUGAAAGAUGCUGAAUAACCUCAAAAAUCGUUCAAAACUUCAAGUUAUUUUUUGGCAGUGACGUUUCUUGCAUUUUUCCUUUAAAAAAGAGGAAAAAGAAGAGAGUAGAACGGAAGUAAAGUUUAAUCUGUCCAGGUUGCUGUCCCAUCGACGAUCCACUGCGAUCACUUGAUCGAAGCUCAAAAAGGAGGUGUUCCUGAUUUGGUUCGCUCAAAGGUUCAGUUUCUACUUCCUCGUGUUGAUUUCAAUUUCGAUCUUACAGGAACUAAACAAGGAAGUUUUCAACUUCCUCUCCUCUGCUGGAAACAAGUAUGGCGUCGGAUUCUGGAAGCCGGGAUCUGGUAUCAUCCAUCAGAUCAUCUUGGAAAAUUACGCUUUCCCCGGCCUCUUGCUCAUUGGAACUGACUCUCACACUCCUAAUGGAGGUUUCCGGAUAGUUUUAACGUGAAAAAAAUUUUAUUUGAGGUGGUCUGGGCGGUCUUUGCAUCGGAGUUGGAGGUGCUGACGCUGUUGAUGUUAUGGCUGAUAUUCCAUGGGAGCUCAAGUGCCCCAAGGUAAUAUCGAAAGAGUUUGUGAAAUGGAAUAAAAAUAAGUUUUACAGGUUAUCGGUGUCAAAUUGACUGGAAAACUUAGUGGCUGGACCUCGGCUAAGGAUGUCAUCCUGAAGGUUUUAUUGAAAAUUUGUUUUGACUAAAGGAAAGAAGGGCGAUUAGAUAAAAAAACGAGAUUCAAGAAAGGAUAUUAAAAGAAAAGAGUUCAAAAAAUAUCUAAUGCAGCUUUACUUUUUUUUUUUGCGUUUUUUCAUCACUUUUUGUUUAUAAAAAUCAGCGAAAGGGUUGGCACACGUUCCUGUUCUGAAUCUAUUCGAAGUUGUAUGUACAUAUUCGAUUUAGCUGGCCGACAUCCUCACUGUAAAAGGAGGCACCGGGGCUAUCGUCGAAUAUUUCGGCCCUGGAGUCGAUUCAUUGUCCGCCACUGGAAUGGGAACCAUUUGCAACAUGGGAGCUGAAAUUGGAGCCACAACUUCGGUGUUCCCCUUCAAUAAGAGCAUGUACAAAUACCUCGAGGUAGAAAAUCCAAUUGUUCACAAGUUGAUAAACUUGAUUUACUUUCAGGCCACCAACCGCAAGGCGAUCGCUGAUGAAGCCCAAAAGUACAAGGAAAUCUUGACCGCUGACGAUGGCUGCCAUUACGAUCAGGUUGAAAUCAUUUCUUCCUUUAAGUAAUCGACUUUUUUUGUUUUCAGGUCAUUGAAAUCAACUUGGAUACUCUUGUCCCGCACGUCAAUGGACCUUUCACCCCGGAUCUUGCUUCUCCCAUUGACAAACUUGCCGAAAACGCCAAGACUAACGGAUGGCCUUUGGAAGUCAAGGUUUGAUUGUGAAAAACUUUUUAUUCAUCCAAAAAAAAAAAAAUUAAGGUCGCCCUGAUCGGAUCCUGCACCAACUCCUCGUACGAAGAUAUGACGCGCGCUGCUUCCAUCGCCAAGCAGGUUGAAGACUUUGAUCGAAUCGGUAAAAUUAUUAAAUUUUCAGGCCCUUGACAAGGGACUGAAGGCCAAGGCUCUGUUCACCAUCACUCCUGGAUCCGAGCAAGUCCGCGCUACGAUUGAACGCGACGGAUUAACCAAGAUCUUCAGCGAUUUCGGCGGAGUAGUCUUGGCUAAUGCUUGUGGACCUUGCAUUGGUGAAUAUUUGUCGGAAAUUGAAGAAAAGUUGGACAACUGUCGGAAAUAGUAGAACAAAAGCAAAAAAAAAAUCUAUGGAAAGUUCAGCCGUCAAAAUCGAAUAUGCAUAGUUCUCCUUUUUUUUUUUGUCCAUCAAAGGCCUACGCUCUAACCACGCUCUCAAGUUUCAAUUUUUAUUUUUGCUGCUAUUUCUUGGGUAAAAAUUUUGAAAACCUAGAUUUAAACGAGAAUUAGGGAUUAUGGUUCGAAUACAAACGUAAAAAUUUUCGCGAAAAAUCUACGAAUGAAUAAUUUUUACAAACAACUUUAUAGUUCUAAAAUUAAAAAAAAUGUAAAAGCUGUUUUUAUUUUUUAUUUAGAAACUUUUUGAUGCUAUUUUUUGCAAACGAAAAAAACUAUCUAUUUCUAAGAAAUUUUUAAUUUUUUUGUAAAGCAAUAUACAUUUUAAAUUCAUAUUUCUCUUUUUUCUUUUUUAGGACAAUGGGAUCGUAAAGACGUGAAGAAGGGUGAGAAGAACACCAUCGUCACCUCUUACAACAGGAACUUCACUGGAAGGUUUUUCACCCUUCAUAUUUACUUAUCGCCGUCUUAUUCAGAAACGACGCCAACCCAGCGACUCACGGCUUUGUCACGUCUCCGGACGUCGUAACCGCCAUGGCCAUCACUGGACGUCUUGACUUCAACCCGCUUACCGACGAAAUUUCCGCUUCUGAUGGUUUUCACGUCUUAGUAAACUUUGAAACAUGGCCUUUUCAGGAUCCAAAUUCAAACUGAAGGCGCCAACUGGACAGGAUCUCCCAGCUAAGGGUUACGACCCUGGAGAGGACACUUACCAAGCCCCUUCAGGAUCCGGAAGUGUGAGAAAAGAUGAUAAUUUUGAGGAUUUUGAAAGUUGUUUUUAGGUUGAUGUUUCUCCCGAUUCUCAACGUCUUCAGCUUUUGGAGCCUUUCGAUAAGUGGGAUGGAAAAGACCUCAACGACAUGAAGAUCCUCAUCAAAGUGCGAAUCAGAAUAUAAUAGGGAAAACUUGUAAAGAUAGAUAAAAACUUAGGUUCUGACAAAAGUUAUGUGCGAUAGUAAGAAGAAAUGGACCUUUUUCAACUAUUCUGAUAGCGCGUUCAAAUUGAAUGCGACGAAAAAAAUUAGUUUCAACACGGUCUUGAGAUUUCAACGCCCUUUUCGAGAUUUUUUAUUUUAGCUUUCUUUUUUCAUAAAAAACGAAUUUUUUUUCAAACUAAAAGGGAUUCAAUGAACUUUUUCUUGAGUUUCAGGUGAAAGGAAAGUGCACGACUGACCACAUUUCUGCGGCUGGACCCUGGCUGAAGUACAGAGGUCAUUUGGACAACAUUUCCAACAACCUUUUCCUAACCGCUGUCAACGCUGAGAAUGGAGAUAUGAACAAGGUUUCUUAACCAUUUUGGUUGAAAGAAUGAAAAUUAUUUGGUUUUCAGGUCCGCAACCAGGUUAAUGGAGAGUUUGGAACCGUCCCUGACACUGCUCGUUUCUACAAGGCCAAGGUGGGGUUGAUAAUUAUUAUUACAAGAAAAGAAAACGUUUUUCAAGGGCGUCAACUGGGUCGCGAUUGGUGACGAAAACUACGGAGAAGGUUCUUCGCGUGAACACGCCGCUCUGGAGCCACGUCACUUGGGAGGAAGAGCUAUUAUCACCAAGUCGUUCGCCAGAAUUCAUGGUAUAAUUUUCAGUUUUUUUUUUGUAACUGUUAAUUCAUUUAUUUUUUUCUAAUAGAGAAUUUUUAUGUUGGAGUUUUAAUACUACUUCCAUACACAGGAAUUAUAUUUUUCCAAGUUGAAUAUUGAUAACCUCGAAAAUCUUCUCAAAAAAUGUUUUCUAUUAAGUCUACUCUAUAAACUUACAGAGACCAAUUUGAAAAAGCAAGGAAUGCUUCCUCUGACCUUCUCCAACCCUGCCGACUACGACAAGAUCGACUCUUCUGACCGGUUAAAAAAAAUUUACUUUCACCUUUUGACUGCGUUAUUUUUUUAGAGUUUCAAUCGUUGGAUUGAAGGACUUCGCCCCAGGAAAGCAAAUCAAGGCUGUCAUCACUAAGAAGGACGGCUCCAAGGUUUGAGAAAGAUUAACUUGUCCAAAAAUGACGAAGGUUCAGAUCGACAUCUACCUGAACCACACUUUCAACGAGCAGCAGAUUGAUUGGUUCCGCGCCGGAUCCGCCUUGAACCGAAUGAAGCAGGUGUUCGCCCAGCAGAACAAGAAAUAA
This is a messenger RNA of Caenorhabditis auriculariae, 5513 nucleotides long. The record is from the annotation of a GenBank genome assembly. NCBI's taxonomy places the organism in Eukaryota, Metazoa, Nematoda, Chromadorea, Rhabditida, Rhabditidae.